CAGGCCCUUGCUGUGAGUCAUCAUCGGUGCCCACAAAGCUGACACAAACUCAAAGUUGAGCUCAGAAGGAAGACUUCUGCUUCCGCUGGAAAAAGAGGCUUUUGGCUUCCACGCCAUCUGCACAGAAGGCAUCGCUGAAUGGAUUGGGAAAGUCCAGUCACAUGUUUUGCCUGAGGAUACUGGAAGGCUGUAAGUUAGCAUGACUGACUUUUUGGACCAAAGCAUAUGCUUCUUCCUUCAGUGAUCUUAGCCCAAUAUCCCAAACAUGGCCGCUUAUGCCCUUGUCACGCAGAAUUUUAAAUUUGCCUCCCUCUUCUUCAAGAGUAAAGAUGUGAUGAUCUUUAACGGUCUGAUUGCUCUGGGCACUGUGGCGAGCCAGACGGCGUACAACGUUUUUGCUUUCGAUUGCCCCUGUUCCCCCGGGAGAAACUACUACUACGGCAUAGCUGCCAUCGGUGCUCCGGCUUUGGCCUUUUUCAUCGUUGGAGUCAUGUUGAACAAGAGAACUUGGGAUCUAGUGUCAGAGUGCCGCCUCCGGAGGUUCAGGAAACUGUCCACAGCAGCCGCCUUCGCCGUACUGGGGAGUAUUGCGGGUCGAGCCGUGGUGGCGCCUCUUACGUGGACCGUCCUAUCCCUGCUGCAGGGUCUGGCGUACACGUGCGCCCUAAGCGAGUUUACCGACCCCAGCAGCGUCAAGGGCUUCCCGACUGGUUACCAUUCCGAGGACAUGGCAAAGUUCCCUUGCAAGGAAAGCGUUCCGACCGAGCUGGAAAGCUUUUGGGCAGAAAUUGACCGACGUCUGAAAUAUGAGUCACAGCUGAUUGGCUGGGUGGUGGUUGCCGGAACGUCUUUGAUGGUUUUCUUAAUCAUGUGCACGAGACAUUGCUCGUCGCCCCUUGGCUACCAGCAGGAAGAAUACUGGAAGAAGUAUCGGGCCAACGAAAAGACCCUCUUUCGUCGUACGGCCGCCGUCCACGCCCAACUCAUGGCUGCAAAGUAUGUGGAGAGCUUCUUCGGUUUCGUGGCUCUGGAGAACGAUGAGAAGGAACACGUGCUGGAGCACCAGGCGGCGGCGAGUCCCAUCUGCAGCACCGAGUGGAACAGAGUGAGCGGUGUCUACCUUUACAGGGAGAAGAAUGGACUACCUCUAUACAGCCGACUUAACAAAUGGGCCACAUACAACAAGCAGAACGCCCGGGAGGAGGACUUUGAUAAAGAAAUGGAAGUGUUUGACAGUUUAAUUGCCUAGCACACGACUGCAAUCACUGCGUGCGUCUGUGUGUUUCAUUUCAAAAUGUUGCUCCUCGUGUCACAGCAACAUGGAACAUGGAACAUGGCCUGGCCUGGCCUGGCCUGGCCUGGCCUGGGCAGCUGGCUGCAUUCCUCCUCACCUUAUAUUUGAAAAUAUGCUGUCCACAGCUUUGAGUUGUAUUUAUGAUGUGCCGAUAUUUGAUUUGUUGUCAUAGCAUUGCCAAAGUGACGAUUGAUAAUGAGAAUGGUGUUGAACGGGCUGCGGCCGGCGCAGACUACACUCGAUGCAGAGGAUGAUGCUAUUUGUGUGAGUAGCAGCCAAUUAGCAGCAGGCCUUCCCAUUCUUCAAUUAGUCACUCACUCAACUGAAUGCACGUCUACUACGUAUGUCCUUAGUCUUAACAAGCAUUGAAAUGAAAGCAUGCUUACAGUACACUUUUGUCUUGUGCUGUCUGAAGGCUUGGUGAAAGAAAAUACAUAUAAAUACGAAGGAACUGC
Syngnathus typhle (broad-nosed pipefish) is the source of this 1749-nucleotide messenger RNA. Its product is annotated as calcium homeostasis modulator protein 2-like. Gene Ontology annotation, molecular function: monoatomic cation channel activity. NCBI's taxonomy places the organism in Eukaryota, Metazoa, Chordata, Actinopteri, Syngnathiformes, Syngnathidae. The transcript has 3 exons. Bases 266 to 1249 code for a protein of 327 amino acids. The record is from RefSeq and is a predicted model, not a curated record.